AUGGUCUAUGACCAGAACGGAGGGGGAGGAAUGGCCACUAGGUACAUGGCUUCUGGACCCACAGCUGGGCCCAUUCAGCACCACCAAGAGGACCCAGGGUUUCACCCUAAAUCUAAUGACCACUACUACCAACCACCUCCCCAAGGUUUCGAAGAAGACCAAUCCUGGAACCCUCACAUGGAACGCUACCAGCUUACGCACUGGGUAACUCCUGAGACGCUCAUUGGACACCACUCCAACAGUGAUGCGGAGAUUGACUCACUCACCUGCAUGCUGGCUGAUCAGGACUGCCAUUCACUAAACGGCACGCAGCUGUACGACAAUGUGCCUUACAACAAAUACAUCUUGGGGGACCGCUACACACCCUCAGCCCAGCCAGGAGACACAUCUCAGGGAGAGCCAUCUAUGGGUUUCCCACCUCAGUCCACGGACCAUCCUACACCCCCAAACCACAGUUAUCCCCACCAGGGUCUCCAGUACUUCCCCCAGCCAGACGACGCCCAGGUCUCCAAACCCUACCCCCAGCCUGUCCCUGCCUCCUACACUACCGCCUCCACCCCUACUGGCCCGAGGUUCAGUGUCCAGGUCAAAACAGCCCAAAUUGUCACCUACUUCCAGACUGGUAGGCAAUCUGAGCAGGCUUACACUCCUCCCCCACACCGCCGUCAUGCACUGCGGUCCCUGCCCAAUAAUCAGACUGGCCCCCAGGGCUGGUACCCUCCCCACCCUGCUUCCCAAGCCCAGGAGCUGCACUCUGAGAGGGGUUACAAGGGGAGUGCUGCAGGGUUUGGAGGGAGAGCUACCCAGUGCCCCAUAUCCAAUAGAGGCCCAGAGACUCACGAAUCAGGGUCAGGCUCGGCACCAAGCUCCGCCUAUCAGCCCAGUAAGCAGGGGACAGCAGCUCUGAGGCCAGAGGAUGAGUUGAACCAGCUCACUAAGAAGUUGGUGUAUGACAUGAAUCAUCCCCCUACAGAGGAAUACUUUGGUCGCUGUGCACGUUGCGGCGACAAAGUCCUUGACGGCAGCGACUGUAUUACCAUGGAGCAGGUGUUUCAUGUGGAUUGUUUCACCUGUGUCACCUGCCACGCUCAUCUCCGGGGGCAACCGUUCUACGCCAUUGACAAGCAGAGCCACUGCAGGAGCUGUUACAUUAGUGUCCUAGAGCGCUGCUGCAUGUGCUCCAAGCCCAUCCUGGACCGUGUCCUGCGGUCCAUGGGCAAUGCCUACCACCCGCACUGCUUCAACUGCGUGGUGUGUGGCUGCUGCCUGGACGGCGUGCCCUUCACCGUGGACGCCACCUACCAGAACCACUGUAUAGACGACUUCCACAGGAAGUUUGCCCCUCGCUGCUCAGUGUGUGGCCAGGCCAUCAUCCCUGGACUGAGCCAGGAGGAGACGGUCAGUAUAGUGGCGCUGGACCGCAACUUCCACGUCAACUGCUAUGUGUGUGAGGAGUGUGGUCUGCUCCUGUCGGCUGAGGGUGAGGAGCGAUGCUGUUACCCCCUGGACGGUCACAUCCUGUGUAAGGGCUGCAACGCCCAGCACAUCCUGAACCAAACGUCAAAAUCUCCACUGACUGCUAACCAACUAGGAAGUCACCUCUGA
Molecule: messenger RNA, 1605 nt
Organism: Salvelinus namaycush (lake trout)
Lineage: Eukaryota; Metazoa; Chordata; Actinopteri; Salmoniformes; Salmonidae
Product: thyroid receptor-interacting protein 6-like
Exons: 9
Coding region: 1-1605 (534 amino acids)
Biological process (GO): positive regulation of non-canonical NF-kappaB signal transduction
Source: RefSeq, a predicted model, not a curated record